AAAAGUCAUCAUUUUCUCUCUCCGCGUACUACUACUUAACAAAAAGAACCCAAACACUCUUUUCCUCCAUUUUUUCUUCUUCACACCUCAAAAAAACUUGCUUACUUUCUUCCUAACAAUGGCGAACAACCCAGAUACCCCUAACCAGGAUUUCCUUGAACAGCUUCUCGAGAUGCAAACUUACGCCGCCGCUGCUGCCGCCGCCGCGGCGGCGGCGGGAGACCCUAAUUUGGCGGGAACUGAUGUCAAUUUGGGUCCCGGAGCUCCGAUGAUGCUCCAGUUAAGCUCCGGCCCAGGUGGGUUUCAUGGCCCGCCCGUAUUUCCGUUGGGAUUGAGCUUGGACCAGGGUGGUAAGCCCGGUGGUGGGUUUAUGAAACAUGAUGAGGGUUCCAGUAGUGCUAAUAAGCGUUUUCGUGAUGACCCUCAACAUCAUCUUCUUGAUGCUUCUGCUAAUUCGCUUCAUAAGAAUGUAUACCAUGGCCAGCCAAUGUCGAAUCCGGUUCCUGUGGCACCGCAUCAACCGGCUGUUCGUCCGAGAGUACGAGCUAGGCGAGGGCAGGCUACUGAUCCACACAGUAUUGCUGAGAGGUUGCGUAGAGAGAGAAUUGCUGAAAGAAUCAGGGCACUGCAAGAUCUUGUUCCUAGUGUCAACAAGACAGAUAGAGCUGCAAUGCUUGAUGAAAUCGUGGAUUAUGUGAAGUUUUUGAGGUUGCAAGUCAAGGUUUUGAGCAUGAGUAGAUUGGGUGGAGCUGGUGCGGUGGUGCCACUCGUUACAGACAUGCCUAUAUCAUCUGUUGAGGAAGAAGGUGGGGAAGGUGGACGAGGUCAACCAGUGUGGGAAAAAUGGUCGAAUGACGGAACCGAAAGACAAGUUGCGAAGCUCAUGGAAGAGAAUGUUGGGGCCGCAAUGCAAUUCCUGCAGUCCAAGGCACUUUGCAUCAUGCCCAUCUCACUCGCAUCUGCAAUCUAUCACACUCAGCCGCCAGAUUCCGGGUCACUUGUGAAGCCCGAGUCAAACCCACCUUCUUAACCCCGUAAGGUGAUCAAUCCCUCAGCUUCCCUUAAUCAUAACUCGCUAAUUUGAUCGUAUGGUCCCCACAAUAUAUACAUAUAUUGCUGUCAAAAUUCAACCCUCCAAAGAAAUCAGUUCAGUCACAUCUCUCAACUUUGAAUUUGGUAUCAAAAGUCAGAUGCCAAUAUGCCAUAGUGCUCAACUUUUCCCUUCCCUUGGAUAGUUUUGUCAACAAAUAGUGACUUAUAUAUAUCAUGGCUAAAAAAAUGGAAGCACAACUCUAACAUAGUCUUUGUUGAGUUCAAGUAAAGGCAAGAAAGGGGAAGAAAUUGUCAAAGUUGAAGUUGAUUUUCUGAUUUUCUGAAUUUCUGAAUUUUGAAAUCUGAUAUGGUAGGGUUUUGAGAGAGUAAGUGGUGAAUGACAAAAGCACUUUUUAUGUAAUAUUUUUGUUAGUGGAGGGUUGUCAAAAAUAUGUUAGUGGGUGGUGGGACCUUGAUAAAAAAAAAAAGGAAUGGAUGAGUACAUAUGUCUUUUGUAAUAUGUUAUGUAUUUUUCUUAUCAGGAAAAGAAUGCAGAUUUAGAAAGGAUAAUGUUUUGGUUGUCCAGAAUUGCUUCUUUCUUUCUUGUAUAGUUUCAAUUCUUACCAUCUAAUUAUGUUUUAUGUUUUA
Molecule: messenger RNA, 1680 nt
Organism: Spinacia oleracea (spinach)
Lineage: Eukaryota; Viridiplantae; Streptophyta; Magnoliopsida; Caryophyllales; Amaranthaceae
Product: transcription factor UNE12
Exons: 6
Coding region: 119-1030 (303 amino acids)
Biological process (GO): regulation of transcription by RNA polymerase II
Cellular component (GO): nucleus
Molecular function (GO): DNA-binding transcription factor activity, RNA polymerase II-specific; RNA polymerase II cis-regulatory region sequence-specific DNA binding; protein dimerization activity
Source: RefSeq, a predicted model, not a curated record